AUGGAAGAAGCCACAAAACACCUGCAUGAUACAAUCCCCACCGCUCAGACAUACAUGGUGGAUAGUGACCUUAAGCUUCCAAACAUACCCCACCACGGUAGGCCGGUUACACUGGCAACUGAUUUCACCAUAGAUAAGGAGAACAUGCCUCAUAACUACGAUCUUCUGAAUCUGCACCUGCACGGUUUGGAGGUGGAGACACACUUGUUCCAUCCCCAGGGCACCAGUAAGUCUGACGCACCCUGGAUAUCACUAGAUGUAGACGAGUGCUACUGUUACAGAUUCCGCCUACCCACAACGCACCCCACGGGUACAUACUACUACCACCCACACCGCCACGGAGCGACAGGCAUGCAAACCUGGAAUGGCAUGUGGGGCCCAUUCCUGGUCACAGGUGGACUGGACGACGACCUCGCAGACAUGACUAAGAAUAAUACGCCACACAUUGACCAGCCUUUCUUCAUGUGGGAUGCACACGUGCACAGGGCCAAGAACCACACCGAGUGGGAGGGUCGACGGGGUAGUGGUGAUGAGUCCACACUGGUAGAGACCGAUGACUUCUUAAGGAACCAAGCGGGACAGGCGGAGCAUAUCUUCGUCAUGGUAAAUAAUGAGUUCCAGCCAACGCUUUCAAUGAACACUUCACAAGUCAUGAGGAUAAGACUCUUGUGUGGGGCGUCUGAGAACAUGUGUGGCUUUAGGCUCCGACACACCCAGUCCAAAGUGAUAGUUCCGCUAUACAAUGUAGGCUCGGAUGGUCGCACAUGGGCGAGGGCAUACACUAAGCAGUACAUGAUACUUAUGGCGUCUCAGCGAGAGGAGAUCCUCAUCCAGAUUGCUGAGGCUGGGUUGUACGAGGCCACACGACCAAGUGCUCGCCUAUUUGGAGGUUGUACCAAAUCCCGAGCCAACGGACAGGAGUUCGUAUUGUCGACCGAUAUGGAGUUUGCGAAGAAUGAAAGGGGAUCGAACGAGGCGGAUAUCACUGAUGUGGAGAUAAUGGGACAGGGACGUAUUGACUUUGCGAUGAAUACGGAUGUGCGCAUCCUGCCGUUUGAACAGUACGUGAUCGACAACAAAUCCUAUAACGUUAAUCGCAUAGACCAAAUGGCCCAGCGGCUGCAGGUGGAAGAGUGGGUCAUCACUAACUCACAGCCAACCGUACACCCUCUGCACAUCCAUGUCAAUCCGUUCCAAGUCAAGGAGGUUAGAACCGCACUAGAGAACCAAAUCGAGUUCACCGACUACAUUACAGAUACGAGCACACCCAUGAAUCGAUGGCGAGAUACGGCCAUCGUACCACCUUAUGGAUCUCUGAGAAUUUGGACUCGGUAUGCGGCCCGGGCGUACGGCAAGACGGUCUUCCACUGCCACUUCGAGGCACACAGCGAUACCGGGAUGAUGAGCAAUCUGAUGAUAACGAGGCAUGACACUGACAAGACGUCUGGUGCGGACGAAAGCACGCGGACAAAAUCAUAAUAAGA
Sphaeroforma arctica JP610 is the source of this 1484-nucleotide messenger RNA. RefSeq lists its product as hypothetical. The transcript has 3 exons. Bases 1 to 1479 code for a protein of 492 amino acids. NCBI's taxonomy places the organism in Eukaryota, Ichthyosporea, Ichthyophonida. The record is from RefSeq and is a predicted model, not a curated record. Gene Ontology annotation, molecular function: copper ion binding; oxidoreductase activity.